UUGGAAUGAGGGGAAUAGUGGAAUACGUGGUGAAUGGUUAAUCUUGCCAAUAGAAAGCUUACGUGGCGUGAUCCACUCCUCGGAAAUCUAAUUAUGAUAAUAAUGUGUGGAUAAGAAUCUCCGGUGUGUAUGCCACACACACACAAACACACACGAAGGCACUAAACUCCAAUUGCUAUUUUACUUUUUCUACAUUCAUAACAUUAUACUCUCUCUAACUGUCAUAACUCUUCCCACAAGCUCCUCAACUGUUCUACAGAGGUAUCCCUUCCUCUACUUCAACUUCUCUGCCUCCGAAACCAUACCAUCAUCUUGCAUUGACUAUGCAGUAUAAAUUACCAGAGGAGCUGCCAAGGGUAGAAUCAUGGAUAGCACCCAAAAGGGAGCCCUUAUGAGCAAUGAAGGUCUUAAAGAUUUACCACUCAUGGAACUGCAGCAAUACAGGAAUAACCAAAGUAAGUUAAGCUCUAGUCGAGAAGAGACUCGUGAUCAAUCUCGCUGCCUUAUCUGCACACGGGACAACAGUUGUCAAACAGUUUAUUCAAGAACCAAACUGAUGAAUACUUUGAUUGGAAGGGGGAAGCCACAGGAAGCUCAGUCCAUCUUCAAUAGUUUAACAGAACAAGGACAUAGGCCAACUCUUAUAACAUACACAGCUCUUGUGGCUGCCCUCACCCGCCAGAAGCGUUUCAAAUCCAUUAAUUCGCUUCUUUCUAAAGUUGUAGAGAAUGGAAUGAAGCCUGAUUCAAUACUUCUCAAUGCUAUGAUCAACGCCUUUUCCGAUUCUGGCAAGGUUGAUGAAGCCAUGAAAAUCUUUCAGAAGAUGAAGGAGUAUGGAUGUAAACCUACAACUAGUACUUAUAAUACCCUCAUUAAAGGAUUUGGAGUUGCCGGAAGGCCUUCCGAAUCUAUGAAAUUGCUAGAGAUGAUGGAUCAGGAUGAAAAUGUAAAAGCUAACGAGAGAACAUAUAAUAUUCUCAACCAAGCCUGGUGCACCCAGAAGAAUCUUGAAGAGGCAUGGAAUGUUAUGUACAAGAUGGUAGCGUCGGGCCUGCAGCCCGAUGUUGUCACCUUCAACACGUUCGCAAGGGCUUAUGCUCAGAAUGGUGAGACAGAAAAGGCAGAAAGGUUGAUAUUGAAAAUGAAGUACAAUAGAGUGAGACCUAAUGAACGAACUUGUGGUAUCAUAAUAAGUGGUUAUUGUAAAGAAGGCAAUAUGACAGAGGCCUUAAGGUUUCUUUACGGAAUGAAGGAGCUUGGAGUUCAACCGAAUCUCGUCAUUUUCAACUCUCUAAUCAAAGGAUAUUUAGACAUUACAGACACAAAUGGGGUAGAUGAGGCACUAACAUUGAUGGAAGAAUUUGGGAUAAAACCAGAUGUGGUGACAUUUAGUACCAUCAUGAAUGGAUGGAGCUCAGCAGGUCUUAUGAAAAAUUGCGAGGAGAUAUUCGAAGACAUGGUGAAGGCUGGGAUAGAGCCUGAUAUCCACGCAUACAGCAUCCUUGCAAAAGGUUAUGCGCGUGCUGGACAGCCACGAAAAGCCGAGGCUCUUCUGGCUUCCAUGAGAAAAUAUGGUGUCCAUCCAAAUGUUGUGAUCUUUACUACCAUCAUCAGUGGAUGGUGUGCCGCAGGAAGAAUGGACCGUGCUGUUAAACUCUAUGACAGAAUGCAUGAAAUGGGAACUCCGGCAAACUUGAAAACUUAUGAGACUUUAAUAUGGGGAUAUGGAGAAGCAAAACAACCUUGGAAAGCAGAAGAAUUACUUGUUAUCAUGGAAGGGAGGGGUGUUGCCCCAGAAACAACCACUAUACAACUGGUUGCCGAUGCUUGGCGCGCCAUUGGUUUUUCCAAGGAAGCCAAGAGAAUUCUAAAUGCUUUAGAAGACGACACUGAGCUCAAUCAGAAUCUUGAAGUCAACAAGAUACCGAUUCAAAGCUUGGACAGGAUUUAUAAUAAAGAGCAACUCAGUGAUUCCCACUCUAAUCCACUGCAGAUGCCUGAUGUAGUGGUAACUCAUCCAGAGAGAACAACAAAUGGCAACAUAAGAAGCAAAAUGAUAGUCAAUGCAUCUGUCAUUUCACAGAAGGCUACCACUUGCAUUGUUUUCGUUCGAACAAGUUCAUACAGGGUUCAGCCACUUAUUGUAAGUAAGCAGCAAACUCAAAACAACAUUUAUAGGCCCCUCCUUGAUUGUUGCAGGGCAGUGCCAAUACAUUGUUAAGGUGACCUUCAGCUAUGGCGGCUAUGCGCAAAUCCUGUCAAAAUAGAUUUCAUUUGCUUCUAUGAAAUUGUAAAUAUCAUCCUUGGACCAGGGAAAAAGGAAGACACACUUGCAGUUUUUACAAAAUGCUGGUGUAAAAUAUUCAUGUUCAGUUGCCAAAGGAAUGUAAUGUAUGAGAUACAUGAUGACAGAAAUCAUUCAUUUACAUUGCUAUGUAUGGUGCACGUUGUAGGGAAGUCCGUCUUCUAUAAAAUACUUGUAAAGAAAGAGAAGAAAACACAUUAUUCAGUAUGUCUCACUAGUA
Molecule: messenger RNA, 2525 nt
Organism: Arachis ipaensis
Lineage: Eukaryota; Viridiplantae; Streptophyta; Magnoliopsida; Fabales; Fabaceae
Molecular function (GO): protein binding
Source: RefSeq, a predicted model, not a curated record